Messenger RNA from Cetraspora pellucida, 837 nucleotides. The record is from the annotation of a GenBank genome assembly. NCBI's taxonomy places the organism in Eukaryota, Fungi, Glomeromycota, Glomeromycetes, Diversisporales, Gigasporaceae.
AUGAUUUUACUAGAUUAUCAUAAUGUUGUCAUCGAAGAAACAUUAAAGCAGCCCAUCGUAGGUCUUGAACCCACCGCAUUGGAUAUGACAGCGGUCGAUUUUGACGGUGUUUCUUACCGUAUUUCGACGCCACAAUCAAAGAAUAUAAUCAAAUUUUCAAUGCUAAUGCAAUGCUUCAACGAACUUGUCCAAUGGGGGGCUCAGGAUAUGUUGCAUAAAGAAUAUGGCACUUAUAUUCUACCAGAGAUCGAAAGUGGGUAUGAUUUUAGUUUAGAGUUUGAUUUACAGAAAUUGCCUGAGGACAAAGAGGAAAGAGAAGCACUUGUGAAAAAAGUAUCUUUAAUCAAACGUAAUCUUUUGGCCCAACCCUUUGAACGGGCUUUUGAGCAGCAAGCUCAAUAUGAAGCUGAAGAGCAAACCAACCCCACACCUAUUCUCAUGCAAAUUCACUAUAGAGAUCAAGAAACUAUUUAUAUUCAAGCACUAUAUGAUAGAGUUACCGUAAUCUUUUCCACAUUAUUUAAGGAAGAAACAGAUAGAAUAUUUGGAAGAGUGUUUUUGCAGGAAUUCGUUGAUGCUCGUCGUCGACCAGCAAUUCAAAAGGCUCCACAAGUCCUUUAUUCUAGUAAAGACCCUCCAUUGGAAAUUAGACAUUUGUCUGAAUCACAAACCGAGGAUAUUGGCUAUGUCACUUUUGGUAAAGUUUCUCCUACUUUGCAUUACAGAUUUAAAUAUAAUGACUGUAUUAAUAAAUGGAUGUAUAGUCUUGUUCCCUCGCCAUUUUGUCAAGGGCGAAGUGCGAGAAAAAACGAUUUCCCAAAUCCAGCUAUUUCGUGA